Messenger RNA from Symbiodinium sp. CCMP2456, 693 nucleotides. The record is from the annotation of a GenBank genome assembly. Lineage: Eukaryota; Dinophyceae; Suessiales; Symbiodiniaceae.
AUGUCAUCCGAACUAGUGACCAUUGUGGGAUUUGGCUCUUUGCUGAGCAAGCGGAGUGCGCUGCUCACUACCCCAAGCAUUCAGGGCUACCAGUACGUGCGGGUCAAGGGAUACCAGCGGCAGUUUGCACACCCGGCGCCCAUCUUCUUCGAGCGAGGGGAGUACCCCGGGAUCGCUAAGCCGGAGACGAAGGAAAUCGCCUCCUUGUCUACGACGCCGAAUCCGGAGAGCUCAUUCGUCGCUUGCGCAUACCAGAUUCCCAAGGAUGAGUGGGAGCCUCUGGCAAAGCGCGAGGAGGAAUUCGAGUUCAUUGAGGCUGCCUUCGAACCGUUGGAGGAUGGAGCGCCGAGCCUGGGAUCGAACGUGGGCCUCAUGUGCACGCGAUCGACUGACGAGAAACUGCAGCAAGCGUCGAUUUGGGAGCGCUAUGAGAAGUCGCUCAAGCCUGCCUACGGUGAAGUCAAAGUCUGGAGCUGGGGACCCGACUCAGGGAUCCGGCCCUGCCCCGUGUAUUGCAGACACUGCGUCCUUGCCACGCAAAAAGAAGGCGUGCCAGACUACGUCGCCAAGAGCUUUCUGGAUGAAACCUUUCUUGUGGAUGGGAAGACCACUCUUCGAAGCUACCUCGCAGAGAACCCGCAUGUGAUGGAAAGUGAGCCUCCCGAGGAGUUUCGGGAGCGCUACAGCGGCUGA